Ceratosolen solmsi marchali is the source of this 303-nucleotide messenger RNA. RefSeq names its product cytochrome b-c1 complex subunit 7. The record is from RefSeq and is a predicted model, not a curated record. The transcript is spliced from 3 exons. NCBI's taxonomy places the organism in Eukaryota, Metazoa, Arthropoda, Insecta, Hymenoptera, Agaonidae. The coding region runs from base 1 to 249 and encodes 82 amino acids. Gene Ontology annotation, biological process: mitochondrial electron transport, ubiquinol to cytochrome c. Gene Ontology annotation, cellular component: respiratory chain complex III.
AUGGGUCUUUUACGUGAUGAUAUAUUAGACGAGGAUAAAAUUGUAACAGAAGCUCUACGUCGUUUAGAUCCAGAUGUAUUAGCAGAGCGAAAUUUCAGAAUUAUUCGAGCUGGAUAUUUGUGUAUGAGAAAGGAUGUAUUGCCUGAGGAAGAAUGGACAAAACUUGAAAAUGAUGUGCUGUAUCUUCAACCGUUCAUUAAACAAGUUGAAGAAGAAUUAGCAGAGAAGGAACAGUGGGAGCGAGAGUGAAUACAUAACGUAAAUUAUAUAGCUUAUUCUAUUAAAUAAAUAGUCAUUUAUAAA